GGUCUCGCUUCCCGGGUGGCUGGGGGGAAGAAUUUAAGAGCGGGACCGCGAGCCGCGCUUGUAAACAGACAGCGGGGCUGGGAUGGUCGGCGGCCAGACGGGCUGUCACGGUGAGGCGGGCUUGCUGCGAAGCCGAGCCCCAGCCAGGAGUAGGCUGCAGGCCCCGCAGGAAAUUAAGGAUUGCAUGGCAUUGCUUUGACAAGCACUUCCUGUUAUCUUUACAGAGAUCUCAAUGAAGAAUGAUCUCAAAGGAGCAUUUGUCUUCCCACAUCUCUGCUAAUGGCCAGUAGCUACUAGCAAAUGCUCUUAAUGACUGAAAAAACAUCAACUAUCCUUGUGCUUGGCCUGCUCUAGGUAGUCGAAUGAAGGUUUCUUUCAGUUGUUUCCAGAACUCAGUUGCUGAAGCGCACCUCUCUUUGUUGGGUGAAUGAAUGUUCAUGAAGCCCUUUCCUGAACCAGCUGAGGAGCCUUAGGCCUCUUGGAGCCUGUGACAUGGAAGCUUUGGAAGUGGAUGAUAUCAGCCCAGCCUUGGAAGUUACUGAGGAUUUCUUUAGUACUUUUGAUACUAAGCUAGAAAAGGCUGUGCAGCAAGCUGAGGUUUAUGGGAUUCAGGAAGUCCCUGAAUUGGUGGGGCACGAGGUCCUCACUAACAUAACAGACAAUGGUGCUAUCAGAAAUGUUGCCUCCCUGGGCAAGGGGGGCCUGAUUUGGGACCACUGUAAGAGCAAGCUCUUAGAAACCAAAGCUCAAAAUGUCUUCCCUGCCAAAGAACAGUUUAUGGUUCAGAAGGGGACAGCCCCAGAUAAUCUUUCGUGGAUGGAACAAAAGGAAGCAUCGACCUUUAAUUUUUUCAACAUCUGUCCGCGUCGGAGGGACAGGCCUCGCUCCGUCAAUGACUUAUUGGAUGAGACCUCUACUUUCAAGCCAGGCCAUGCUCGGUCAAGGUCAGAUAUUACCCAGGUGGACUGGAGGCUAGUCCUCCAAACCAUGCCUCUGCAGCAGCAACCGUGUCUUCGGGGCCCUCAUUUCACCAGGACAGCUUUUCUGUCAUCCUCACCAAAUAAGGUCGAAGAUGCUCAAGGGAAUACUGAACACAAGCAGGCAUUCCCAAACAUUCUGAAGAAGGGGUACCUGGAGAUUAGGAAGGACCAUGACAGUUACUGGCAAAGCUGUUACGCAGAACUCUCCCCCUACAACUUCUACUUCUACAGCCUUGACAGCAGUGGCAAUCAAGCCCUCUAUGCCACCUACCAGCUUUCACACUUCCAGAGCAUAUCUGUUUUGGGCAACCUCGAGGCCAGGCUGGUGGAUACCGUUCUGUAUGACAACACUCAGCUGCAGUUAAAGGCAGAGUCACCAUGGGAGGCUUUGGACUGGGGGCAGAAGCUUUGGGAAGUCGUGCACGCUGCCGUGCCUGGUUAUGUGGGGCGGCAAGAUGAGCUGGCCAACUCACCAGGGCUUGGUCAUCACGUUGACUGUACACAGAAUCACUGUUUACAGAAGAAAUCCAGUGAGCUGCUCGCACCAUCCCCUGUCUUGGAUAGUCCCAGACAGUACCAAAACAUCAUCAAAUCAGGGACGCUGUACAGGCUCACCAUCCAGAACAACUGGAAGGCAUUUACUUUUGUGCUUAGCAGGGCCUACCUUAUGGCUUUCCAGCCUGGCAAGCUAGACGAGGAUCCCCUGCUAAGCUACAAUGUGGACGUGUGUCUGGCUGUCCAGGUGGACAACCUGGACGACUGUGACUCUUGCUUUCAAGUCAUUUUCCCCCAAGAUGUCCUCCGCCUCCGCGCUGAGACCCGGCAGAGGGCCGAGGAGUGGAUGGAGGCUCUGAAAACAGCAGCCAAUGUGGUGAGGAGUUCAGAGCAAAACCUGCAAGUCACCCUGAGGAGCAAACCCAAGGAUCAGAUGGGUGGGCACGAACUCAGGAAGAACAAACGUCAGUCUGUGACCACCAGCUUCCUCAGCAUUCUCACAACUUUGUCUUUGGAGCGAGGACUCACUGCUCAGAGUUUCAAAUGUGCAGGAUGCCAGCGAUCCAUAGGCCUUUCCAGUGGGAAAGCCAAGGUGUGCAAUUACAGUGGGUGGUAUUACUGCAGCAGCUGCCAUGUAGACGACAGUUUCCUCAUCCCCGCACGCAUAGUCCACAACUGGGAUACUUCGAAAUACAAGGUAUCUAAGCAGGCCAAAGAGUUUCUGGAGUACGUGUACGAAGAGCCCCUGAUCGACAUCCAGCAGGAGAACCCCAUGCUGUACCGCCACGCCGAGCCCCUGGCCACCGUGGUGCGGCUGCGGCAGCGGCUGAAGUCUCUGCGCGCCUACCUGUUCAGCUGCCGGGCGGCUGUGGCCGAGGACCUGCGCCGCAGCUCCUGCUGACCUCCAUUUGGACAAACCAACAGAAGAGGCAGAAGCUAAUCUUGAAAUGAUUUUCCAGCCUACUUACUUGAUUCACUCUGUCUCCAUGUCUUAGCCCUUGUGCCACACUGCUCUUGAUGUACUUUAUUUAAGGGAUUUCGUUAUUAAGCAAUCAUUGUUGGAAGAUUAUUCCUCCCACUGAACCAUGUUCAAAUGUCCUGUGUCCCUGUAUUAGAUUAUCGUACGUCGCUAUCCUACGUGCCCCACUCUAAGACUCUCCUAGGUUUCCUGUUCAGCACAUAUGUUC
This is a messenger RNA of Leptonychotes weddellii (Weddell seal), 2662 nucleotides long. Lineage: Eukaryota; Metazoa; Chordata; Mammalia; Carnivora; Phocidae. The record is from RefSeq and is a predicted model, not a curated record.